UCCAGCUGCUCAUGCUCCUUGGCACCACUGAUGGUCAGUCAAAGCUGACCUCCGAGCAGAAUGCCAUCAGCCUCUCCCCUGGCAAGUACCGCCACUUUGACCAUGCCACCAACAAAGAGCUGAUCUGCGACAAAUGUCCUGCAGGAACCUACGUGUCUAAACAUUGUACGAAGAGUACCUUAAGAGAGUGCAGCCCUUGUCCAGAUGGAACUUUUACCAAGCAUGAGAACGGCAUAGAGCGGUGCCACCCCUGUAGAAAACCUUGUGAACUGCCAAUGAUUGAGAAAAUUCAUUGUACUGCCUUGACUGACCGCGAGUGCACUUGCCUGUCUGGUACGUUUCAGACGAACGAUACCUGCGUCCCUUACACGGUGUGCCCGGUCGGCUGGGGCGUCCGCAAGAAAGGAACCGAGACGGAAGACGUUAGGUGCAAGCCGUGCCCUCGUGGUACCUUUUCUGAUGUGCCUUCUAGUGUGAUGAAGUGCAAAACAUACACUGACUGCUUUGGGAAAAACAUGGUGGUCAUCAAGCCAGGGACGAAGGAGAGUGACAAUGUCUGUGGUUCUCCAGCGUCUCUUCCGAACACGUCUUUGACUUCGUCAAGCACUGAAGCAGGUGAAGAGCCCUAUGAAGUUCCACCAACCGCUCCUCUUCCCAAAGGUCUGAACUCUUCAGUUCCUGACUUUGUCCCCUCUCCAGUGCCACGAGCGUCCAGCAGCAUGGUGGAGCCGGCAGACUACUACAAUGAAACCUCUGCCAACGAGACGGUUGGUGCCGGUGGGACCCUCACAGGCUCCAGCACAACCAGCCAGGCACAGAGCUACCGGCACAAGCAGACCAGCCAAGCGCUGGAGAAGCAGCCAUCACUGGAGAUGGUGGGGGGUGAGAAGUCCAGUGUCCCAUACAGGCCCCCCCGGCGAGGUCCACAGAACGUCCACCAGCACUUCGACAUCAAUGAACACUUGCCGUGGAUGAUUGUCCUCUUCCUGCUGCUGGUCCUGGUGGUUAUUGUCGUCUGCAGCGUCAGGAAGAGCUCACGGACUCUGAAGAAGGGACCCAGGCAAGAUCCCAGUGCCAUUGUGGAAAAAGCUAUUAUGAAAAAGUCCACCACCCCCACGCAGAACAGGGAGAAGUGGAUCUAUUACUGCAACGGGCAUGGCAUCGAUAUCCUGAAGCUGGUGGCAGCCCAGGUGGGGAGCCAGUGGAAGGACAUCUACCAGUUCCUGUGCAACGCCAGCGAGCGCGAGGUGGCGGCUUUCUCCAACGGCUACGCGGCCGACCACGAGCGCGCCUACGCCGCCUUGCAGCACUGGACCAUCCGCGGGCCCGAGGCCAGCCUGGCCCAGCUCAUCAGUGCCCUCCGCCAGCACCGCCGCAAUGACGUGGUGGAGAAGAUUCGAGGUCUGAUGGAGGACACCACGCCGGUGCAAAUGCAGCCUCAGUGGCAAGCGCAGGACCCCUGCAACGAUGACGGGAAGCUGGAAGUUGACAGACUGGCGCUGCCGGCGAGCCCCAGCCCACUCAGCCCUGCACCCAGCCCCAGCCCCAAGCCCCCCGAGGCGGCCGUCCUCACCGUGGAGCCCUCUCCUUCAGAGAAGAAAUGCUUCUUCGUCGACGAAGCAGAGCCCCUCCUGCGGUGCGACUCGACCUCCAGCGGCUCCUCCGCGCUCAGCCGGACAGGCUCUUUUAUUACCAAAGAAAAGAAGGACACCGUCCUGCGCCAGGUGCGCUUGGACCCCUGCGACCUGCAGCCCAUCUUUGACGACAUGCUGCACAUCCUCAACCCCGAGGAGCUCCAUGUGAUAGAGGAGAUCCCACAAGCCGAAGACAAGCUGGACAGGCUAUUUGAGAUCGCCGGAGUCAAGAGCCAGGAAGCCAGCCAGACCCUCCUGGACUCUGUCUAUAGCCACCUUCCUGACUUACUGUAGGCACUGGCUCACCACGCACUCUCUGAAUAUCUGCUAGAGCUAGCUUGGCACUCGUUAAGACGACUGACAAUACGCAGGCAGGUUUUGUUGUAGAAUAUAUGGCCAGUAUUUUCGUUGAGGUGUCCUUGGUUUCUGGAGGGGGGGCAGUUUGCCAGUGUUGCACCCCUCCACCUUAACUGUCGCUCAGUCCAAGUCUUUGCACCCUCUGCCCCCUUCCCGAGCAUCUCUUGUCCUUGUUCUCAUUCCAAUCAGAUCGGUCGAUGCACUUUAAAAAAAAAAAAAAAAAA
Molecule: messenger RNA, 2215 nt
Organism: Leptosomus discolor (cuckoo roller)
Lineage: Eukaryota; Metazoa; Chordata; Aves; Leptosomiformes; Leptosomidae
Source: RefSeq, a predicted model, not a curated record